UGUAUAUAAAACGACAGCGAAGAAAGCUGGCAUCAGUUCUUCAAGUGACAGUCACGUACCUUAAUUCAAGUACUUAUUAAUUAUAAGCAAGAUGAAGAUCUGCUUGGUCGCUCUUGUCGUAGCAGUUGCGGUGGUUUAUGUUUCCUCGACUCCUCUGCCAGAUAAUUUUGAAGACGUCGUCGAAGAAGCACGUGGUGAAAGACACCGAAGAGUGACAUGUGACUUGUUGUCCUUUGGUGGUAAGGUUGGUGACUCUGCUUGUGCUGCCAAUUGUUUGAGCAUGGGAAAAGCUGGUGGACGUUGUAACGGUGGAGUCUGUCAAUGCCGAAAGACAACCUUCGCGGAGCUCUGGAACAGACGUUUUGGAUAAUGAUUUUGAAAAUGAAAAUAUUUUUUUUUCAAAUUUAAUGUUUGACCGGAACGUUUAAAAAUUUUCUCAACCCUCGUAGUAUUUCUCAGUAGGUUAAUGAUAAUGAGUGUAAUCUUUAACUGGACUUAUAUUAUUUUUAAGAGAACAACACAUCUUCAUCUCUCUUUUUGCCGUUUACAAUAAGUUUCAAUAUUUUUCGACUUAAAAACGUUCAGAGAUAGUCGUUUUUACAUUUUUGUUGUCUUUUGUCACCAUCUCAUAUUUUUAUAAUCGUUUACUUCAAAACUGUUAAAAAUGUUAUCUCCUGAGUAUUUUAAUCUAUAUUUUAAUGACAAAUGCGAUUUUUAUUAUUAUUUUUUGGUAAUCUUAAGUAAAACGUUAUCGGUAAAUGAUUGCAUAACUAAAAGGAGUCACACGAUUUCCAACAAUUAUCAUACAUGCAUUAUAAAAUUGAUAUCUGUUAUUCUAUCACAUGCCUGACGUCUUAUACUUUUUCUCCUUAUUUUGUGACAUGUACUAUGUUAUUUUGUUUCAAUAAAUUUUUAUAACUUUAAAAUUUCA
This is a messenger RNA of Cephus cinctus (wheat stem sawfly), 931 nucleotides long. RefSeq names its product defensin. The transcript is spliced from 3 exons. The record is from RefSeq and is a predicted model, not a curated record. Bases 92 to 370 code for a protein of 92 amino acids. Gene Ontology annotation, biological process: humoral immune response; defense response to bacterium. NCBI's taxonomy places the organism in Eukaryota, Metazoa, Arthropoda, Insecta, Hymenoptera, Cephidae.